UGGCCAUGGUAAACUGCUCAAUCUAACGCAAUCACCGGAGCUUAUUACAGCCUGUGUAUCUCACUGGAAUGCUGCUUGAUCCUACAGAUGUCACGGGAAAACAGACAAGCCCAGGAAAGAGCCAAAAGGAAAAACAUGCAACCUCUUAAUCCAUGGAGACAUGGCAUAUAGGUUCCUCACUAGCCGAGUUGUGCCAUCUUCAAACAGGCUAACCAGAAGAUUUCUUUUUAUAUUCACGCUGUCUUUAUCCUUCACAUAUUUAUGCUACAGCCUCAUAUUCUGCUCUGAUACCAUCAUGCAAAACCAGAGUGAUGAACAGCAUAGGUGCCUGCUUUUCCAGAAUGUCGGAAGCAAAAAACUUCUUCAAAAAUCGCAUUAUUGCACUUUGCCCGUGGAUGGGAAAGGGAUCCGGGAUGCCACCUCUAACGUGGGUCUUACUCGCCAGGGAACAAGUCUAGCUCACAACCAAAGUAAAAACUUUGCAGCAUUUCUUACUACCCCGCGGAGUAUCAGCGCGCCAGAUCGGAGGUUGAGUAACAACACAGGCACUCCAAAAUUUGGGAACAAAAAGUUGCCCAAUGCCAUCAUCGUUGGCGUUAAGAAGGGGGGUACUAGAGCUGUGCUGGAAUUCAUCAGGAUCCAUCCGGAUGUGAGGGCGGUUGGUACAGAACCUCAUUUCUUUGACAGAAAUUAUGACAGAGGGUUGGACUGGUACAGAAGCCUCAUGCCACGGACUCUGGACAGCCAGAUCACCAUGGAGAAGACGCCUAGCUACUUUGUGACGCGGGAGGCACCCAGACGCAUCUCCAGCAUGUCCCGGGACACUAAGCUGAUCGUGGUCGUGCGCAACCCUGUCACCAGGGCCAUCUCUGACUACACGCAGACUCUGUCCAAGAAGCCCGAUAUCCCCAGCUUCGAGGCACUAGCCUUCAGAAACAGGAGCCUGGGCCAGGUGGACACCUCCUGGAAUGCGAUCCGCAUAGGAAUGUACAUGCUUCAUCUGGAGAACUGGCUGCAGUACUUCCCGCUCUCUCAGAUCCACUUUGUGAGCGGAGAGAGGCUCAUCACAGACCCCGCCGGAGAGCUCGGCAGGGUGCAGGACUUCUUGGGGCUCAAGCGCAUCGUCACGGACAAGCACUUCUACUUUAACAAAACCAAGGGCUUCCCCUGCCUGAAGAAGCCAGAGAGCAGCAGUUUGCCUCGCUGCCUGGGGAAGUCGAAGGGAAGAACUCAUGUACAGAUCGACCAGGAAGUCAUUGAACAGCUAAGGGACUUCUAUAGGCCAUACAAUAUUAAAUUCUAUGAAAUGGUAGGACAGGACUUCAGGUGGGACUAG
Messenger RNA from Megalops cyprinoides (Indo-Pacific tarpon), 1336 nucleotides. RefSeq names its product heparan sulfate glucosamine 3-O-sulfotransferase 2-like. NCBI's taxonomy places the organism in Eukaryota, Metazoa, Chordata, Actinopteri, Elopiformes, Megalopidae. Gene Ontology annotation, molecular function: [heparan sulfate]-glucosamine 3-sulfotransferase activity. The record is from RefSeq and is a predicted model, not a curated record. Bases 161 to 1336 code for a protein of 391 amino acids. The transcript has 2 exons.